AUGGGUUGGACAGGAGGACGGUCCAUCUACGGAGGGAAGUUUGAGGACGAGAACUUCGACGUGAGGCACACGGGCCCGGGACUGCUGUCCAUGGCCAACCGCGGCAGAGACACCAACAGCUCGCAGUUCUUCAUCACCCUCAAGAAAGCAGAACACCUGGACUUCAAGCACGUGGCUUUCGGCUUCGUCAAAGAAGGCAUGGAUGUGGUGAAGAGAAUAGGAGAGCUGGGCGGGAAGGACGGCAAACCCACUAAAGCCAUCACCAUCUCAGACUGUGGACAGCUCUGAACGUUUGGGAAACUUCUGUUCAUGGAGGAAAUUAUGUUUUGUGUCACUCCUUUUUCUCUCUUCUUCUUGGGGAUGACCUACAUGAAAUGACCAUAAAUGCAUUGACUAAAGGGUUAGUUCACCCAAAAGUUUAAAUUCUCUCAUCACUCUCCCUCAUGUCGUUCCUGACCCGUAAGACCUUCGUUCAUCUUCAGAACACGGAUGAAGAUAUUUUUGAUGAAAUCUGAUUGAUCUGAUCACGUUUCAUCUGGAGAACUGCAGACGUUAGUUCAGUCGUGAGGUUGGACAUUUUCCACAUCCACCAUCAGACGCUACUCAUAUAAUCACAACAUGGCAACAAAACAAUGUUGGUGUAAGGAAAUGUAAAAGUCAAGCGCCUACAAUAGGCCAAGCGUCACUGGAUCAUCACUGUGAAGAGUCAUUCAGUGCCACUGCCGGACGGAUAUCCCAGUCCCAAACUACUGUUACUCCCACCUGAAAACCCCUAUCUCAUUCACUAAUGUGUUCUGUUGUAUUUAUUUAGUUGUGGUAUUGCUUGUAGUUUAAUUAUUCGUUCUUAUUUUAGUACUGAAAGGUCACUUGUCUUUAAUAAUCUUUAAAAUGUGUUUUAGUUAGUAGUUUCAUCUGAGGAAUCAAAACUGGAAUGGAGAAGUGUUCAAUUUCACUGGUGUCUGAAAUGUGGGGUGUUUUAACCUUAUUUACAGAUCAAGAAUACACGAGUCAAAAACAUUAACUAUUUUAUUCAUUUAUUACUUGUUUUGUGGCGGGGCCAGUGAACAUUUAAUUAUUGAAUACAUUGAAUUUAAUUGAAUUGAAAAUAGAAAAUGGAAUUGAAUUCAGAUCUUGUGAAUCAAUUGAA
Molecule: messenger RNA, 1147 nt
Organism: Pimephales promelas (fathead minnow)
Lineage: Eukaryota; Metazoa; Chordata; Actinopteri; Cypriniformes; Leuciscidae
Source: RefSeq, a predicted model, not a curated record